Brienomyrus brachyistius is the source of this 2529-nucleotide messenger RNA. Its product is annotated as kinesin-like protein KIF1C. The coding region runs from base 132 to 1055 and encodes 307 amino acids. NCBI's taxonomy places the organism in Eukaryota, Metazoa, Chordata, Actinopteri, Osteoglossiformes, Mormyridae. The record is from RefSeq and is a predicted model, not a curated record. The transcript has a single exon.
CGCCACCUACAGCAAGAAGGACCCCAAUGAGAGGGACUCCUGGCGGGCGGUGGCCAGGGACGUGUGGGACACUGUGGGCGCGGGGGAUGAGCGCAUCGAGGACACGCUGACCGGGGGCGGGGGGGGGUGGCAUGCGUGGCGUGGCCGACGUGGACGACCUGAAGGUGCACAUCGACAAGCUGGAGGACAUCCUCCAGGAGGUGAAGAAGCAGAACAACAUGAAGGAUGAGGAGAUCCGGGCGCUCCGCAACAAGAUGGUGAAAAUGGAGAAGGUGCUACCGCUCCUCAACACCGCCCCCGAAGCCAAGGAGGCGCCGGCUAGCAGCAAGGCUCCCGCAGAGCAGUGGGGAGACGCCGUGGACCAGGAGGAGCAGGUGUCCAAGCUCAUGGGCGACGACGACUCCUUUAGGCGCGGCCGCGUGCGCUGGAUGCGGCAGGAACAGACCCGGCUGAAAAACCUGCAGCAGCAGGAGAUCUCGCGGCAGCUGCGCCGGCAGUCGGGACCGCACCGCUUCAUCCCGCCCGAGGACCGCAAGCUCCGCUUCCCCUUCCGCAGCAAUCCCAAGCAUCGCAGUUCGUGGAGCCCCGGCACACACAUCAUCAUCACCGACAACCAGGUCAUCGAACUCAAGGUGCCCAAGGAGGCUGUGCAGGAGGAGGAGGAGGAGGAGAGGCCAGAGGGGGCCGUGUUCAGGGCCCCCCCCCUCCCUAGCCCCCCUUUGCUGCGGAAGGGCAGGGAGUCGGAACACAGGGGACAGGGGCCCCGCAAUGCCUUCAGGGGCCAACCGGGGCGAGCCCGGAGCAGUUCGUUCAACAGCAGCCAGAAAUCCGCCAGCCCAGCGAGGCGUUCGCAGACCGGCGACGCGCCCCAGCCCAGCCUCCACAUCUUAGCCCCGCAUCAGUCUUGCCAGGCCGAUUCCAUCAGUGCCGGUCCCCUGCAGACACCCACCGAGCAGCCUAGUCAGCAGCACCAGAACCACCUCCUACCGCCUCCGCGCAUGAGGCGCCAGCUCUCAGCACCCAACCUGAAGGCUGGCCGGGAAACCCCCGUCUGAGGCGCCGCUAAAGUGCCGUGGGAGUUCCCUGGCAUCGUCGGUGGCCAGAUCAGAGACCUGCCCCUGCGUCUGUCUGCAUCCUUGUAGUUUUGUUUUUCUUUUGCACUCAAACGGUGUGUUUUGUAUCAUGAUGACACUCAUUCAGUUGUGACCAUCCCCCCCGUCACACGGCGCCGGCUGCCUCGGGCACUGACCUUAGGGAAUGUCACUCCUACAAGAAACUGCUGCCUGAUGAGGAUGUGCUUCAUUCUCCCAUUCUCUCUGUCGGAUAGCUUACGUAUCUUUUCACUCAUACAGUCAUAGACACUUUGCUGCACCAAUAGCUCAACCACUGGCUUUACUGGUGAGAAUUGCCUGCAUCUUUCGCUUUCUGUGACAAGUUUACAUAGACGGUCCAUUUAUUGGAUGCAGGAUUGAGGCAGCAAGCCCCAGUGUCAGUCUCAAUGCCUCUGACUUACAGCAUAGUCAUUGGCUCCCAGCAUAACUGCCUGUUUACUUCUGUAAGAAAACAUUAAGGCACUGAGCCCCUUGUAGGACAAUUAUAAGGUGGGAGGAGUUACGUUCCCAGAUGGUUUGCGUAGUUUAGAGAAGAACAUUUAUUUACUGUUUAGUUGUGUAUUUGGCAGUGAGUGUCAUCUGAUUCUGGAAGGUCGGUGCGUGGGAUCCCCCCCCCCCCGGCCAGCUGGCACUGUUCUGUGUUUCUGUUUAUUCUGGGUGAGCUUAAGUGAAUUUUCACACGUUUUAAUAGAAACCACUUUGUUUUGAAGAUUGAUCCACAAUGUGCACAUGUUGGCCUUUUUUAAUACCCUGAGCUAAAGCUUGGGAACAGAAGUACGACAGCAGCUGGUGUACAGUGACCAUCUCUGUGCCCUUUUAUUAACUUGGCAGGAGAGAUGGCAGGAAUGUCUGGUAAGGGGUGUUUCAUUGGUGUACCAUGGCUUCGUCUCGUUAACACAUUCAUAUUCUUCUUCUCCUCACCCCAACUACCACUAAAACUCCUCAUGGGAGAUUCUCAGCUUAAUGCUGGCCUUAUGUGGUAAAGGACAGGACAAUCCUACCCACAAUCCCCAUUUUGUCAGCUGCUGUUAUAUGACCCAAUCAGGGCUAAGCAUUUUAUACUGGCAUACUUGACAGCUGGCCUUACUGUUUUGUGAAUGGAAUGGAAGUCCCAAAAAUAUCAAUUUAUUGAUCUUGACACCACAAGUUCUGUGAUUAACUUGUGAUUAGCUUCGUUUUGUUUUAUUUUCUUGUCUCGUGUAGUUUUGAGUGUUCCGGUAGCCCAUGGCAACAUCCUUGUUGUCCUGGAACACCGCAUUCUCUCAAUCUUCGCAUUAUCACCCUCCCUCUCCACAGUGCGGGAUCUGGGUGUUCUUCACUAAGCUCACCAAAUGCCUUUGCAGGAAAGAAAGUGUAAUGCUGGGCUUCAACACCCUAGUCGUAAAAAUGCAGCGGCAAAAAUGGGUGGGGGGGGGGG